Cooperia oncophora is the source of this 588-nucleotide messenger RNA. Lineage: Eukaryota; Metazoa; Nematoda; Chromadorea; Rhabditida; Trichostrongylidae. The record is from the annotation of a GenBank genome assembly.
AUGGCCAGGCUCAAGGCGCGGAUCCACGAUCUCGAGCGAAUCAACGAUCAGCACCAGAUGACAGAGAGGGAAAUGCGAGAUCGCCUACACGAACUUCAACGUCGCAACGAAACUUUGAAUGUAGAAUACAAGAAGAGCGAGAGAGAAAAGGACCAGCUAAAUCAAACAGUGGUCGAAUUGCAGGCACUGACAGAUCGUUUGACAUUGGAGAAUCUUCGAAAUGAACAUCAAGCGAAAGAUCAGAAGGAGUUAGCCGAACACCGAAAAAAGCAGUACGAUCAACAGAUAUCUGCUUUGGAGGAGUCGAUUCGAACCCUCACUGAGCGAUGUAACGCUUUAGCGGCGGACCUCAAAGAGAAGGACAAGCAGUUGCGCGAUAAAACUAAGCGAAUACAAGAAUUUGAAGAUCGAAACACCCAACUGUUAGCGUCAUUUCCUCGUCUGGAGGAGCAACGCCGACGUCUGGAGACUGAAAAGGAGCGCGCUGUUGAAGAAAGCGAGCAGUUACGCAGAGAGAUCUCACGACUCAGGGAGAAAACUUGUGCUGAAUGCUGCAUAUGUCUAGCUACAAAGGUAUCUUCUUCAUGA